Messenger RNA from Tetranychus urticae (two-spotted spider mite), 1769 nucleotides. The record is from RefSeq and is a predicted model, not a curated record. NCBI's taxonomy places the organism in Eukaryota, Metazoa, Arthropoda, Arachnida, Trombidiformes, Tetranychidae.
UGAAAAACCUUUUUUUAUUGCCGUGCUUUUUCAUUUCUCAAGAAAAUGAAAAUACUUGAUCAUCAAAAAAACAUCAUCAAUUACAAUGGAACGCCAUUUACAACAUAACCUCAAAGGAUUGUCAUUGAAAGGUUAUUCUUGGUUGGAAUCAAAGCAAAAAUGGAUGAAAAAGGUUCGCUAAAAGUAUUGAUGACUUCAAUGAUAGGCCUGGGCCAUUUGAAUGCAUGCAUUGGAAUUGGUUCACUUCUUCGUAAACGCGGUCAUCAAGUUUACUUUGCCCAUUUUGACGUAAACAAGGAAGUUAUUGAAAAGCAUGGCUUUCAUUACAUCUCAUUGUGUGAAUACAAUGAUAAAAAUUAUCCCAUAAUGAAUGGAAUGCCACCCAAUCUUGCUAAAAUGUUGGAAGCACGUUUUAAGAUGGCAACCAAGUUUUCACCUUUGGACAUUUUGAAAAAGUCGAUUGAAUCUGAUUCAGGUGCUGAUGAAGGGCUAGUCUUUAUACUUGAAGCUGCUAAAGGCGAGAACUGUGCAAUGUUGAACAUCAUUGAGAAGAUAAAGCCAGAUGUCUGUUUAGUGGACCAUUUGUGGACUAUGCCUUGGACGGUUAAAGCUUCAUGUCCAGUGAUUCCUGUUUGGUCAGCCUCUCCAGUUGAUCUGUAUAAUGGUCCACCAAUGGGUUCAGGUUAUUCACUACAUGAGCCACCGCAGCUAUGGUCUGAGUACCUAAAGUUGAAGGAAAAGUUCGAGCAGAAUAUUGUAGCGAAAGCAAAGGAAUUGUUCACAUUGUUUGAUGCUGAAUUCAAACCACAGCUUUAUGCAAAGCAACUAGGUAUCUACAUUUUCCCUGGUCCGUUAGAUUACCAUGAAUUGGGUUCGCCGAAAGAAAACUGGGUUCGUCUCGACUCAUCCAUUCGAGCUCCAGAAACACAAAAUUUUGAAUUACCAGAGAAACUGAAAGAUAAACCAGGAAAAUUGAUUUAUGUCUCAAUGGGAACUGUUGCUUCAGUGAUUCCCCAGCUGAUGGAAAUGAUUGUUUCUCCCUUAGCUAAAUCCCGCCAUAGAUUCAUUGUUUCAACAGGUGUUUAUGGAGGUGCGAUUGAACUUCACGAUAACAUGUGGGGAGAUAAAUAUAUCAAUCAAAUCGCUCUCUUACCCAAAGUUGAUCUAUUCAUAACUCAUGGAGGAAGCAAUUCACUGGUCGAAGGUCUAUCUGCUGGUAAACCAUUAAUUGUCAUUCCUCAAUUCGGUGAUCAACCAGACAAUGCUCAACGAAUAGUUGAUCUUGGCUUAGGUGUGAGGAUAAACUUACAUGAAUUUAGUGGUGAAAAGCUGUCAAAAGCCAUUGAAGAUGUGCUCAAUAAUAAAGAGAUUCAUUCAAAUGUUGCUCGAGUAAGUGAAGAGCUGAAAAGGACCGAUUCAAGAGAUAAAGUUAUCUCGCUCAUUGAACAACUGGCUCGAAACAAAACGCUUUGAGACAAAUUUCGAUUUUGGUCAUCUUUUUUAUCGCAAUUGCUCAUCGGUUAUUUUGCAACACUCACAACAUCAGGUUUCAAUUAGAUUCUGAUUCCAAGCUAGUCUUUAGUCUUUAUGUACACAAAAGUCGUACGCUAUGUAUUGUUUAUUCAUAACUCGGCAACAGAAAAAAAUAAUUUUGAAUUCUCAGUAAACCUGUUUUUUAUAAAAUUUGAAGUUGAAUUCAGUCUUGUAUUAUUAAUUAUUUAUAACGAAAAAAUGUACAAACUAAGAUAUUAAAGAGAUUUUAUGAUAAA